UACUUUACUGUACAGUUACUGUAUUCAUGUACAUUCAUGUAAUAUCAUAGCCCAAUAAAUAUCUUAAAUAUAGAAUACAUAAACAAAUAAAAUAUCCUUACAUUUUGAAUACGUGCUAUUUUAUUAAAGAAAAUGGCAGGUCCUAUUGUGGAAGUAGAGCAGGGUAAAUUGGAAGGUACUUUGUCGGAAGAUAAACAGUUUUACAUAUUUAGAGGUAUUCCAUAUGCCAAAUCUCCGGUGGGCGAGUUAAGAUUUGCGGUACCUGUUCCACCAGAGCCUUGGGACGGAGUAAGAGAUGCUGCGAAAAGAAGCAAUUUUUGUGUUCAAUUAGAUAAAGAAAGUGGCACUAUAGUAGGAUCUGAAGAUUGCUUAUAUCUCAACGUGUCCACGCCCAUUAUUCCACGAACAGAUUCAUCUUUGUUACCUGUCAUGUUCCAUAUUCAUGGUGGUGGCUUCGUCUUUGGAAUCGGAACAGAGGAUGCAGCCCAGGGAAUGGAUUAUAUAGUUAAAAAGAAUGUAGUGGUAGUCAGUAUUAACUAUAGACUGGGUGUCCUCGGAUUUUUAUGUCUGGACAGAAAAGAUGCACCAGGCAACAUGGGAUUACGAGAUCAGGUCGAGGCUCUUAAGUGGGUUAAAAAAAAUAUUAGCAAAUUUGGUGGUGACCCUAACAAUGUCACUAUAUUCGGAGUAAGUGCUGGUGGUGCGUCUGUUGAGUAUCUAAGUCUUUCGCCUAUGGCUAAGAAUCUGUUUCAUAAAUGUAUUGCUCAAUCUGGCACCUCGCUUUCACCUUGGUCUCAAAAUAAUAAAGUGAGGGAGCUAGUUAGGAACAUACCAGUUCUAAAAGGAAAGGUUGUUAAAAACGAUGAAGAACUACUUCAAUAUUUAAAAGACAUGCCGAUUGAUGAUUUAAUCAAAACAUCUAUGAUUGCAUUGGGUACGGACAAACAUAAUGGUGGUUUUCACUUUGGAUUUGUUCCAACUAUUGAGAAGCCUGGAGAUUGGGAACCAUUUUUGGACAAAUCUACAUUUGAAUUAUUAUCACAAGGAAGUUUUAAUAAAGUUCCAUAUAUAGGAGGAUUUUGUUCACAUGAGGGAAUUUCUCUGUUAGCUUUUAAAAAAGAUUUGAUAGAUAAAUUAACAAAUGAAAAGAAAUUUGAAAUACACUUGCAAGAAUUCUUUGGCAUUCCGGAUAGCAAUAUUAAUGAAGUAGCUGCUGAUUUAAAGUCUACAUAUUUAAAUAAUAGUAAUGGACAAGAGGAACUUGACGCACCUGCCAUAGAUUUCUACUCAGACAUUGACUUCACUGGUGGUAUUUUCGAAGCUACAACACUAAUAGCCAAACACAAUUCCCCCGUGUAUUUAUAUGAAUUUUCUUACGAUGGUGGUUUGAAUUUAAUUAAACAGAAGUUUAAGAUUAAUCGUAAAGGUACCAGCCAUGGAGACGACGUUGGAUAUAUAUUAAAGUUAGAUACCUUUAAAUCUGCAACGAUUUCUGAAACAGAUGAAUUGGUGAGAGAAAGAAUUAUAACACUAUGGACGAAUUUUGCUAAAUAUGGGAAACCUACACCGCAGAUUGAUAACGUCAUUACUACUGAAUGGAAGCCCAUUGGAGAUUCUGAAAUUGAUUAUCUAUUUAUAGAUGAAAAUCUUACUAUGAAGCAAAAUCCACAUCCUGAGAGGACUGGAUUAUUUAAAAAACUUUUUGAAAAUUACUACAAAAAUAAAAAAGUCUAAUUAGAUUCGGUAAUCGAUUUAAAUUACGUUGUUUAUUUGUUUGGCUUCUUUCUGUAACAGAUUUAUUAUACUUAUGAGUGCAAUUCAAUAUAUCAGAAUAUAGCACGAUAUGUAAUCCGGAUUAGUUCAAUUGAAUCAAAUGCAUUAUCCAAUAUAUCUAAAUGUCGCAAUACUGAUAAAUUCCAGUCGUAAUAUUGAGUUGCAUUGAAGCUUAAAAUAUGCGAAAUUACAUUUGAUAGUUUCAAUUUUAAAGUUCAUUUUAUAAAAUGUUUAAUUUUAAAUUUAAUGUAGUGCCUCAAAAGUUCGAUUGAAAUGUAGUAUAUACCAAUAAAUGUUUAUUUUUUACUACCGAAAUCGAUACUAGUCUAGACGAGCUGGUUUGGUUGAUGUAGUAUCGUGAUCGAAAUAAAAUAAUA
Achroia grisella is the source of this 2150-nucleotide messenger RNA. Its product is annotated as esterase FE4-like. The record is from RefSeq and is a predicted model, not a curated record. Lineage: Eukaryota; Metazoa; Arthropoda; Insecta; Lepidoptera; Pyralidae. The transcript is spliced from 3 exons. The coding region runs from base 133 to 1734 and encodes 533 amino acids.